Macadamia integrifolia is the source of this 1485-nucleotide messenger RNA. Its product is annotated as 1-aminocyclopropane-1-carboxylate synthase-like. Gene Ontology annotation, biological process: biosynthetic process; amino acid metabolic process. Gene Ontology annotation, molecular function: transaminase activity; pyridoxal phosphate binding. The transcript has 4 exons. Lineage: Eukaryota; Viridiplantae; Streptophyta; Magnoliopsida; Proteales; Proteaceae. The record is from RefSeq and is a predicted model, not a curated record. The coding region runs from base 1 to 1485 and encodes 494 amino acids.
AUGGGUUCCAGUUCCACUUCAAGUGAUCAUCAUGUGCAACACAACCAACUGUUAUCUAAGAUUGCAACCAGCCAAGGACAUGGGGAAGAUUCUCCUUACUUUGAUGGAUGGAAAGCCUAUGACAAGAACCCUUACCAUGCAACCCACAACCCUGAAGGAGUUAUCCAGAUGGGUCUUGCAGAAAAUCAGCUUUGCUUUGACUUGAUAGAAGAUUGGAUUAGGAGCAACCCACAAGCUUCUAUCUGCACCAAAGAAGGAAUCCAAGAAUUCAAGGAAACUGCCAACUUUCAGGACUACCAUGGCAUGCCAGCCUUUAGAGAGGCUGUGGCGAAGUUUAUGGGGAAAGCAAGAGGAGGGAGAGUCAGAUUCGACCCUGACCGCAUAGUAAUGGGUGGUGGAUCCACUGGAGCCAACGAGAUAAUCACCUUUUGUUUGGCCGACCCUGGUGAUGCUUUCCUGGUCCCCUCACCUUACUACCCAGCAUUUGAUAGAGAUUUGAGAUGGAGAACAGGAGUGCAACUAUUUCCAGUCAUUUGUGAGAGCUCUAAUGGUUUUAAGAUCACCAAAGCUGCUUUAGAAGAAGCAUAUGAGAAAACCCAAGAAGCCAACAUCAAUCUAAAGGGUCUUCUCAUCACCAAUCCAUCAAACCCUUUAGGAACUACCUUGGACAAAGAGACACUUCAAACCAUAGUGAGCUUCAUCAACAAGAAGAACAUCCAUUUAGUCUGUGAUGAGAUAUAUGCAGCCACAGUCUUCAGCCAACCCAAGUUCACAAGCAUUUCAGAGAUGGUAGAAGAAGAUGGUGAUUGCAAUAAAGACCUCAUCCACAUUGUUUAUAGCCUCUCAAAGGAUAUGGGUUUUCCAGGCUUCAGGGUUGGGAUAGUAUAUUCAUAUAAUGAUGAGGUUGUGAACUGUGCUAGAAAGAUGUCAAGCUUUGGACUUGUCUCAACACAGACACAACACCUUAUAGCAACUAUGUUAUCAGAUGAUGAGUUUGUAGAGAGGUUCUUGGUGGAGAGUCCAAAUAGAUUAGCUAAAAGGUAUAACUUCAUCAGAAGUGAACUUGGUAAAGUAGAGAUUGAAUGUUUAGACAGUAAUGCAGGUCUAUUUUGCUGGAUGGACUUGAGGAAGCUUCUUACAGAACCAACACUGGAAGAAGAGAUGAAGAUAUGGAGGGUUAUAGUCCAUGAUGCUAAGCUCAAUGUUUCACCUGGUUCGUCUUUCCAUUGCUUAGAGCCUGGUUGGUUUAGGGUUUGUUUUGCAAAUAUGGAUGAUGAGACCAUGGAAGUAGCUCUAAAGAGAAUGCAGAAAUUUGUGGGGAAACCCAAAGAAGAGGAGGUAGUGGCUGCAGUAUUAAGGAGUACUAAACGUUCCAAGAGCAAUCUUAGGGUAAGCCUAAGCUUCAAAUCAAGGAGGAUGGAAGAGUCUCUCAUGUCGCCAUGCACUAUGUCACCACACUCACCCCUUGUUAGUGCUAGGACAUAA